Chelonoidis abingdonii (Abingdon island giant tortoise) is the source of this 2636-nucleotide messenger RNA. It is a transcript of the gene SLFNL1, whose product is annotated as schlafen like 1. Lineage: Eukaryota; Metazoa; Chordata; Testudines; Testudinidae. The record is from RefSeq and is a predicted model, not a curated record.
AACCUCCUUGGUUUUCACGUUUCCUUUGCUGCUGUCCGGCCACAGACGGGCCUCUCGCAGGCAGGUCCCAAUGCAGUGCAGCCAGCACUCUCCUCUGCACUUACUUUAUGUUGAGUUGUGUAUAAAAAAAAGAAUAACCACAUUCCUUGGUUGGCUUUGUCAGGUGGUUAGAGAGGCCCAUUCUACAGGGCUGUCAGCCCCCCACGCAGCCUGGGAGCUCCGCACCCAAGGCGAGCAGGGGGUCUGCCCCUGCACAGUUGUUCUCCAAGAGGGAGGGUGCUCUCUGCCACUGGAAGCUUGCUCUGCUGGAGGCUGCAGGCACGUACAAAUAGGAAUGAGCCAUUGGCAGGCUCCAGCCCGGUCCUGCUCCUCCAUGAUUUGUACAUCCGGCUCCUGAACAUUUACACCUUUGAAACUACUGCAGUCAAUGCAAUCCAAGGAAGCUGCCCGGCCAGUCUGCGAGAGCUGUCUACCUGCAGCAGCAGUUCGCCUGACUUGGGAUCCCAGAACUGAAGUUCCCAGCAGUAGAUUGUGAUGAAUCCCUGGAACCUUUUAAACUCUGUCUUUUCUGCCCCUCUCCUCACUCCUGUCUGCACAUGGGGGAGCCCCAGGCGUCGGGGAAUUGACAGGGAGCCUAGGGAGGAGCCAGUCAUUCCCAGGCCUGAGCGCUGAGGUGGGAACGAGCUAGGGUACUUGGUGCGUUGCCUGGCACCUGCUUCCCUCUGUUUCUCCCCCAUGUGCUGCUGUUGCAGUGCUGGGCCUGGUGAGUGUGUUGGCCAAGCUGGGCUGCACAGGGAGCUCGAACCCAGACCUGCUCUGGUAAGUGCAGUCGAUUUACAGGGGGCUCUUUCCACCAGAACAGCCUGAGCUGUGUGAGCUGCUGAGGGGGUUGCUCAGUCUCAGGAUCUGGGCCGAGAACUGAUUUUGCUACAGACCAGCAGAAGGUUUGCAGGCAGCACCCCCAGCGAUUGUCCAGACCCUGCUGCUCAAGCUGUGUGUGACACUCCCUCACCCCGCACUGGCUCAACUCCUGGGCCUGCAACAAGGAAUCUCUGGGCCUAGCUAUGCAGUCGAGGGCUGAAUUGAAGGAUCUGCUCUCUCCCUGGCUCAUUCCUUGCAGAAUAUAACAUUGUGCAGGGGCUGCAGCCACAACAGGUUCCUUUGGGAAAGCUCCUGCAGGCAGAAAGGUACCUUUGGGUUUACCAUGGCACUCCACAGACCAGCAACCCUGCCAGCAGCAGAGCACAGAGGCAGCACGAUGGAAAAGAGCCACUGCUAGUCUUGUUGCCUGAAGCAUUGGAACUGGAGCACCGUUACUACGGGAGACAGGGACGGGGAGCUAUUGGCACUGGGAGCUGGACGGGGUUCUGAGCAAUGGACGACUCACCAGAGUCAUCAGCAGAGGAGCCUAUGGAAGAGACAGCAGGGGAGCCGUUCACAGGGCCCGUGGAGGAGGAGCUCCCUUGCCUGACUCACGUCUACACACUGUAUAUUGGGAACUUAAACCCCAAGUACUCGCGGGAGGUUCUCUGCAGCAUGCUGAAGGACAUUCUGGGCACUGCCAACCUCCCCCUGCAGCGGCACGACAUAGAAGUGGUGAGGAAACCGAGACGGGCCUACGCCUUGGUGCAGGUGUCCACUGAGCUGAGCCUGGAGAACGUCCUGAAGCAGCUCCAGGUUGCCUCAGACAUGGAGCAACAUCUCCUCAAAGAGCUAGUGAUGAAAGGGAAAACCCUGGUAGUGGCGGAAGGCAGGAGAGCCUCGCCCAGUGCUAAGGAGUGCCAAGAGAGUGACACACAGAUGAAUGGUGCCAGCGCCCCAGACUCUCCCGUGCUGGGGCAUUUGCAGUCUGGCAAGAGCAGGCUGUGGGGGUCCGAGGAAGCUCAGCCCAGCCCUAGUUGGAAGGGCCCCCCUCAAGCCUGGAAGCUGGUGGAGUGGCCGGCAGUGUCUCUUAGCGGCACCAGGUCAGACAGCGCCAUCGUUCGGAGGGAGAUCGUGGGCCAGGAGCGCUUGUUCUAUGGCGCUUUCAUGGGGAGCGAGACCCGGAACGUGGAGUUCAAGCGGGGUGGAGGGGAAUAUCUGAGUGGGACCCUCAAACACCACAUCCGGAAGUAUGUGUGCGCCUUCCUCAACAGCGAAGGCGGCAGCCUCUUCGUGGGGGUGGAAGACAGCGGCUUCGUGCAUGGGGUCAGGUGUGGGCCCAAAGAGGAGGACCGCAUCCGUCUGCUCAUUGACUCCAUUCUGAAAGGGUUCAAGCCGCAGGUGUUCCCCGAUGCCUACACUCUGACCUUCAUCCCUGUGGUCAAAGCAGAAGACACCGGCAUCUUCUUGAAGGUGAUCCGGCUAAGCGUCCAUCUGCCCAGGCAGCAGGGGGAGCUGCUGCUUUAUGAAACGGACCAGGGGGAAGUGUACCUGCGCCGGGACGGCAGCAUCCAGGGACCACUCUCUGGGAGCGCCAUCCAGGAGUGGUGCAGGCAGAAAUGGACAGGAGAAGUGAGGAAGCUGGAAGAGCGGAUAGAGAGUUUGAUGAAGGAGAAGGAGAGCCUGCAGCAACAAAUCAACAAGCAGCAGAGCCCGAAUCCCAACUCUAGAUUCUGUACCAUCCUGUGAGACACAACAGAGCAGGAGAAGCACUA